UUUUUUUCUCUUCAAUUAAAAAGAAAAAAACAAACACAAAAUUUCACAAAUAUACAAAAAUGCAAAUUGCAACAAAAAGAAGAGGGAGAAAAGGUGGGGGCAUAAAUUGCUAAAUUUUUUGUUUUAACGAAUUCUUUCAUUCAUCCCAAAAGUAUUUCCUCAAUAUUCAUUGAUUCUCUCUCCUCCUUCAUUCACCCAACGGCUGAUUUUCCCCAAUUCAAUUCCAAUCUCAAUCAAUUUCUCUCCUCAAUUAGGGUUUCAAAUUCAUCGGAGAUUCUUCAAUUGAUUACAAGUGGAAACCGAAUUAACCGGACGAUCGCCGGCAGAGGUGAUGACUUUUGUCGGCAAUGAUGACAACAACGACGUCAUCGCAGUACCGGAGCUGACAACGUUAAGAGUCUCCGACAAGGAUGAGUUUUACGUUAAUUUAGUUCAGUACGAGGAGGAGGAAGAAGAGGGUGAUUCAAUGGUGGAGGAUCAUUGUUUGUCGGAGCCUUCAACACCCAGAAUACGGUGUUGUUUCAUCUGUAAAUGGAUUAAAUUUUUCUUAUUGUUCGUUUUUUUGGGUGGUCUUGCUCUUGUUGUUUUCAAAUGGCUUGGACCCUUUGCAAUGGAUAAGGGAAUAAUUCCUAUUCUAAACUGGGAGAGAACUUCAUUCAGUACCCCUGUUCUGGCACUUAUAAUCUUUACUUCUGUAGCAUUGUUUCCUACCAUUCUCUUGCCAUCAUCCCCUUCCAUGUGGGUGGCUGGGAUGACUUUUGGUUAUGGAUUCGGCUUCCUAUUAAUUAUGCCAGCUGUGUUCAUUGGUGUUUCUCUGCCAUACCUUAUUGGUUCCCUCUUCUACCACAAAAUUCAAAGUUGGAUGGAAAAGUAUCCAAAGAGAGCUUCUAUCAUAAGACUAGCUGGUGAAGGAGAAUGGCUUGAUCAAUUUCGUGCUGUGUCGUUGAUAAGAAUUUCUCCUUUUCCCUACAUCAUAUACAAUUACUGUGCUGUAGCAACAAAUGUCAAAUAUGGGCCAUAUAUUUUGGGGUCAGUGCUGGGAAUGGUGCCUGAUGUUUUGGUUGCAAUCUACACCGGUAUCUUGAUCAAGACAUUGGCAGAUGCAUCUGACACAAAACAUUCACUCUCAGCACAAGAAAUUAUUAUGAACGUUGUUGGGUUUGCUGCCACAGUUGCUACCACAAUCAUCUGCACGAUUCUUGCAAAGAGACGGCUCAAGACAAUGCCAAUUGAAGAUGAGCCGCUUCUGCAGUAAUUAACUUAUUCUAACAAAGGGUUUGAGAGAUUCCAUGUGCCAGCAUUUAAUUGGUAUUGUACAGUCGAGGGAGAUUUGAUUCUGGAGGAUGACAUACAGAGGAUGGAGUCACGAAAGAGAAGACUCUGAACAACAUAGUUGACCAACUACACUAUCUGUUAUAGAUUCUUUUGCCGGAGAUGGUAUUCUUUGUUGUUCUGCCAGUGUCUUUGUGUUUUGAUCUUCGUAUGCUGCACCUCAAAAACUAAUAUUGUACAUAACAGCACCUCUGCUAUGGAGUUGCAGCAUAUUGAUCAUGUUUCUAUCUUCUGUAUCAACCACUCCUUGUCAAUUCUAUAUAUUUUUUUAUCACGUGUCCAAGGUUUGGAGCCCAUCUUUGUUUGCAGCUGCUCAUAUGUUGUUAAAAAUCUAAUAUUACUAUCGGAAGAAGGUAUAUAUAAAA
This is a messenger RNA of Chenopodium quinoa (quinoa), 1697 nucleotides long. RefSeq lists its product as uncharacterized. The coding region runs from base 332 to 1255 and encodes 307 amino acids. Lineage: Eukaryota; Viridiplantae; Streptophyta; Magnoliopsida; Caryophyllales; Amaranthaceae. The transcript is spliced from 4 exons. The record is from RefSeq and is a predicted model, not a curated record.